This is a messenger RNA of Notechis scutatus (mainland tiger snake), 764 nucleotides long. Lineage: Eukaryota; Metazoa; Chordata; Lepidosauria; Squamata; Elapidae. The record is from RefSeq and is a predicted model, not a curated record.
AUGAAGUGGCUAAUUCUUGCUCUAGUGUGCCUUCACCUCAGUAAUGCUAUUGUCAAAGUACCCUUAAAAAGAUUCAAGUCUAUGCGGGAACUGAUGAAAGAAAAAGGUGUCAAUGGACCUCUCCUAUACAAGUAUUAUGAUCCAGCCAGCAAAUAUACCAACAGUUUUGCCACUGCUGAUGAGCCCCUUGCUAACUACAUGGAUCUGACCUAUUAUGGACAGAUCAGUAUUGGAACUCCACCUCAGAACUUCAUGGUUCUCUUUGACACUGGGUCGUCCAAUCUCUGGGUGCCAUCCGUCUAUUGCCAAAGUCAGCCUUGCAACAACCAUCCAUUAUUUAAUCCCAGCCAGUCUUCUACUUAUUCCAGCAAUGGACAAACUUUCUCUAUGCAGUAUGGAAGUGGUAGUCUCACUGGGGUCUUUGGCUAUGAUACUGUAACGAUCCAAGGCAUUCCUAUUACCAAUCAAGAAUUUGGCCUAAGUGAAACUGAGCCUGGCACUGCUUUUCUCUAUUCAAAAUUUGAUGGCAUCCUGGGUCUGGCCUAUCCCUCCCUUUCCGUUGGUGGUGCCACCACUGUAAUGCAGGGAAUGAUCCAGGAGAAUCUGAUUGAUGCUCCUAUUUUCAGCUUUUACCUGAGUCGGCAGCCAAGUUCCCAGAAUGGUGGUGCACUUAUACUUGGAGGAGUCGAUUCCAGUCUCUACACUGGUCAGAUUAAUUGGAGUCCAGUUACCCGAGACUUAUAUUGGCAAAUUGCGAUUGAAGG